CUUAACAGUUCAGAAAUGCGAUGAAAACAAGAUAUCGUUAAUGGGGAGGAGAGAGAGAGUAAUAGAAUUGCUGCAAUAAUUUGAAAACACUUGGCCUUAGGCGUUCAUUAGGGUUUAGGUUAAUUUUAAUGUAGUGAUGGUAUGGCAUCACAGAGUAAUUAAACAGUGACACAUAGCUGUAGAACCAACUGAAAUUCUCGAUCUUUGGGAUUGCCUCAACUGGGUCAGGCAUGACUCUGGUCUUUGGCGUUCCAUAUAUUGUGCAUAUUUGGAGAAGCAAAAAUAUGUCAAAGACAAUGGAGCUUGCCUAACAAAGAUUGGGCAGACAAGCCAUCUAAACCCACUGUCUUUAUUGUCAUCUGAGAGAAAGAAAGAGAAGAGAGAAUGGCAGAGAGUGCAGUAAACUUUCUGAUCAACCAGCUGACACCGCUCCUUCAAGAAGAGGCCAAACUUCUGGGAGGAAUUCGGGAAGAAGUUGAGUUCAUCAGAAAUGAGUUGGAGUAGAUGAGAGCUUUCCUGAGAGUUGCUGAUGCAAAGGAAGAGCUUGACCCAGAGCUUCAAGUAUGGGUUAAGCAAGCGAGGGAAGUUGCUUAUGAUACUGAAGAUCUUCUUGAUGAAUUCAUCCUUCGCCUUGCUCAUCAUCAUGGGGAUGGAUUUUGUGGUUUUCUUCGUAAGAUUUCUUGUUCUAUUAAGAACUUGAAAGCUCGCCAUCGAAUUGCUUCUGAGAUACGUAGAAUAAAGUCCAGAGUCGAAAAUAUACAUCAAAGAUAUCGCGAUAGAUUUAGUAUCUCAGAGUAUGGAUCAAGCUCCACUGUCGUCAACAACACAUGGUAUGAUAGCCGAGGUGAUGCACUUCUACUGGAAGAAGCUGAGCUUGUGGGCAUGGAUGGUCCCAAGAAGCAGCUGAUUGGGUGGCUUGUGGAGGACACUCCAAAACUCAAAGUUAUUUCGGUGGUAGGGAUGGCGGGCAUGGGGAAAACCACUCUGGUAAAGAAGGUUUAUGAUGAUGUGGAGGUGAAGAAACAUUUUCAAUGCCAUGCUUGGAUCAUUGUUUCUCAAAUCUUUGAGCUCAAGGAGCUUCUCAAAGACUUGAUUCUACAAGUUUUUGAUGAAGUCAAGCAACCGCCUCCUCAAAGAUUGGAAACUGCUGACCACAACAACUUGAAAGCACAAAUCAAAGAUUUCCUCCAACAGCGAAGGUACGUGCUUGUUCUAGAUGAUGUUUGGAGUAUAAAUGCAUGGGAUGCUUUAAAACAUGCAUUGCCUGACAACAAUAGUGGCAGCUGAAUACUGCUCACUUCCCGUAUUGGUAGUGUAGCUUCUAUGUCUUGUGUAGAAUGCCGUGGUAACAUCUAUACUAUGGAACCACUGUCCCCGGAAGUCUUGGACUCUAUUCCUCUAUUCUGUAGGAAGACAUUCCCAGACAACUACUGCCCUCCACAUUUAGAGGAACUCUCACGAAUUAUCUUAGAAAAGUGUGAGGGCUUGCCACUUGCAAUUGUGGCAAUUAGUGGUGUUUUGGCUACAAAAGACAAAAGUCUAUUGCAUGAAUGGGAAUUAGUUCACCGUAGCCUUGGUGCUCACUUAGAAGGCAAUGACAAACUCGAGAGUAUGAAAAAAAUACUCUCUCUUAGUUAUUACGAUUUGCCUUACUAUCUGAAAAUAUGUUUCUUGUACUUGGGUAUAUUCCCCGAGGAUCACAAGAUUGAGCGCAUCAGCCUGAUUCGACUGUGGACCGUCGAAGGAUUUGCAGAAGUGAGAGAGGGAAUGACAAUGGAAGAAGUUGCUGAAGGUUACCUCAAUGAGCUUAACAGAAGCUUGGUCCAAGUGGCAAAGAUAGAUGAUGCUGGAAGGCUUAGAGAGUGUCGUAUCCAUGACCUUUUCCAUGAAAUAAUUACUUCAAAGUCAAGAGAACAAAACAUUGCAGCAAUAGUUAGCAAAGGAAACACAAGGUGGCCAGAAAAAGUUCGCCGCUUAUCAAUCCACUGUACCUUGGGAAACUUGCAACAAACAAAUUGUUUUUUCAACUUCGUUCAUUGCUCAUGUUCUCGGUGGCAGAACCUAUAUCCAAGUCAUUGAUACCUAUAUUCAAUGGCGGGGGGAGGUUGUUGAAGGUUUUGGACCUGAAAGGUUCUUCUUUAGAGACACUACCAGAUGACGUUGUCAAACUAUUUCAUCUAAGGUAUUUAAGCUUGAGGGAAACAAAGAUUAAAAUGCUUCCAAAAUCCAUAGGUAAGCUUGAAAACCUUGAAACUUUGGAUCUAAAAGAUACUCAUGUAACUGAGCUGCCUGUUGAGAUCCUAAAGCUCCAAAGACUUCGCCAUCUCUUGGUGUAUCGGCAUACUAAAAUUUAUCCCAUUUACAAUUUAUAUGGUUUUAGAGCAAUAACGGGAAUAGAAGGUUUGUCUUCCCUACAAAAACUUUGUUUUAUAGAAGUGAACAAUGACAAUGGUAGGAUUGUAGUGGGAGAGAUAGGGAGACUCACCCAACUGAGAAGAUUGGGGAUUGCUAAGUUGAGGAGGGAAGAUGGGAUGCGUUUGUGCUCCUCUCUUCAAAAGCUGAGCAACCUUCUCUCAUUGUCUUUACGUGCUGUAGAUGAGGACGAGAUUGUUGAUGUUCAACACUUGUCUUCUCCUCCUCGGUUUCUUCAACGGCUCUAUUUGAAGGGACGUUUAGAAACGGUACCGCACUGGAUAACUUCUCUUCAUAACCUGGUGAAAGUACGGCUUUCGCUUAGCAAGUUAAGGGAUGAUCCAUUGCAGUGUCUUCAAGAUUUACCCAAUCUGGUACAAAUUUCACUUCGUCAGGCAUAUGAAGGGGAGGAAUUGUGUAUCAAUGCGACAGGGUUUCCGAAGCUUAAGGUAUUUAGUCUUGCACAACUAGAUGGAUUGAGGUGGGUGAGAGUGGCGAAGGGAUCAAUGCCUCAUCUCGAUAUGUUGCAUUUUGUGGACUGUAAGUCGUUGGAAGAGGUACCCACAGGCAUUGAACAUCUAACCAACCUUAAGUCCUUGAGCUCAAUUGUAUGUCAGAUAAAUUGAUUAUGACUUUGAAUCGAGACAAUCAGAGUGGCAAUUAUUGUAAAAUAGCACACAUCCCCAAAGUUUGGGUUGGAACUUUCCUGAAUGGUAUGUGGGAUGGAGAUUUUCUAGAGAGAGAGAGAGAGAGAGAAACUGUGAGAGAGACAGAAAAGAGUCCUUGUAAAGUUGAGAUCAUUACUAUCAUCACUGGACAUAAUAUUCGCUUUUAUUUUAUUUUUUGUAGGAUUAAUGAUUUUGUUUUUCUUUUGUAUUUUGUUACCCUUUUUAAGUAAUAAAAGUUGUUGUAUAUUGAGUUA
Cornus florida is the source of this 3334-nucleotide messenger RNA. RefSeq names its product disease resistance protein RPM1-like. Gene Ontology annotation, molecular function: ADP binding; protein binding. Lineage: Eukaryota; Viridiplantae; Streptophyta; Magnoliopsida; Cornales; Cornaceae. The record is from RefSeq and is a predicted model, not a curated record. The coding region runs from base 2043 to 3038 and encodes 331 amino acids. The transcript is spliced from 3 exons.